Messenger RNA from Acanthocheilonema viteae, 600 nucleotides. The record is from the annotation of a GenBank genome assembly. NCBI's taxonomy places the organism in Eukaryota, Metazoa, Nematoda, Chromadorea, Rhabditida, Onchocercidae.
AUGGUAGGUGUCACUCAAAUGGAAGAUGCUGGAAGUCAUUCCUCUUCUUCGAAGGAAGAUGGCAAGAAGGACGAUGAUACGGCAAGAUUCGAUUGUAACAUAUGUUUGGAUGUGGCACGAGAUGCCGUAGUCUCGAUGUGUGGCCAUUUAUUCUGUUGGCCAUGUCUUCAUCAGUGGCUUGAUACACGCCCUAAUAGACAGCUUUGUCCCGUUUGCAAAUCUGCCAUUAGCAGAGAUAAGGUGAUACCACUGUAUGGAAGAGGUGGUAAUGAUACAGACCCACGAGAUAAAGUCCCACCGCGUCCAAGAGGUCAACGAACCGAAACCCCUCAGGCAAGUUCUCAACAUUGUCAUAGCUCUUUUCAAGGAUUCCCAGGCUUUCAAUGGGGCGGUGAAAACGGUGGUGGAGGUGUGCAGUUUUCAAUGGGUAUCGGAGUGUUUCCCAUUUCGUUUUUUGCAUCAUUUUUCAAUACCGGCUUUGGAGAACGACGUCCAGAACCGCCGGCGCCAGGCACAAGACAAGCAGAAGAGGAGCAAUUUCUAUCAAAUCUUUUUAUAUAUCUUGGUAUAUUUUUCGUCGUGUGGCUUCUAGUUCUAUAA